GGUCGGCAGUACGGCGAGAGUGUUCGAACAGCGAUCGCGUUAUAUUCGUGCGCGGGCAAGAUAACAACGUAUAGGUAGCGGCGGCAGAGGAGGAGGCGCACGGCGGUCGAUCAUCAUCAUCAUCAUCAUAUUAUUAUUAUUAAACGUCGCUGCUGCGAUCAACAGGAAAUAACAAUUAUUAUAAUAUAUUAUUAUCAUCAGUAUAACUAUUAUUAUUAUUUUUAUUACUACUUCUACUAUUAUUAUUAUUAUUAUUACAAAAUAAAACCGCGUGAUUAUCACCGUGUGCAACAUAAAAUACUGUUCACGGCGGUUAGACGGCCGUCAGUCGCAGUGCUUAAUCGUAUUAUAUAUGUGUGUGGUGGUCAUAAACGCGUACACACCGAGCCACCACAGUUGUUAUUUACCAAAAUCCAACAAUAUAAAAUAUUGUAAUGUACUAAGAUAUUAUAAUAAUUAUUUUUACUGUCAUCCUCGUCGUCGUCAAGUUCACGAGUGACAACGUGAAAACACAAGAACCUAGGAAAGAUCUUGUGGAUCGAAUAAAUCCGAACCACUGUCAGCGUCCAGAAUAACCACGCCACAAAACACUGUUUAGUACAAAUAAUAAAUUAUUUGCAAUCUACGCUUCAAAAAAUAUCAAACUUCGUAGAUAUGGACAACUGCAGAAACGGAUACGAUAACUCGGCGUGUAACCCAAAUGACGAUGUUGGUGGAGUACAGAAACCGUCGAUCGAAAUGGACCGUGUGGCCGGUACCACGAUGAAUGCAGUCGUCGUCACCGGAUGCUGCGGUGGCGGUCUGAACGGCAAUAGCAACCAUCAGUCAGGCGAUCAGUCUCCCGAAGAUGGCUCGCCGGACACGUGUCAGCCAAAAUGCCCAGCGGUCAGAUCGUCACCCUGGGAUCCACUAAAGACGCGGUUCGUGCUUGUCUUAACCAUAGCCAUGGUCGCGUGGGUACUGAUUGGCGUUAUUGUCAAAAACCUGUAAAACGCGAAAAAUUACCGCAAUCAUAAUAAUUCUCAAUCAAUUAUGUUGCAUUUUAAACGAUGGCAUGUCCAACUGUACUAGUAUAUCAUAUGAUUUAUGUUGCAUAAGAUUCUGUUUGAUUAAUUAAUGUAUCCUAACGAGUAAAUCCAACCGGCGCCCAAAAUUCUUUGUGAGUUUCCCAAAAUUGUACCAGUCUUGUCUCAUACGAUUUUUUACGAUCAUUCCUCUAUAAGCACUUGAAAAUGAUCACAUAUCAUAAUCAUAAUAUUAUGUGUUAUUGAUAUUUUGAGCACUUUUUAUACAAAACUGUACAAUUAUGGCAUUUCUAAUAAUAUAUGACAGAAUAAAAUAUAAUGUAUGUUUGUGAAGAUAAUGUACAGAUUAAUAUUGUUUUCAAAAUACAUAAAUAAAAAGUUAUGUUGAAAAUUAAUUGUAUUUAAUGAUUUUUCAUGUCAACUUAUAUGAAAGUUUUUGACCUAAAAAAUAAAUAAAUAUUAUAAAUAAUGUACAAAGUAAAUAAACACAAUAUUUUAUUAUUUUA
This is a messenger RNA of Metopolophium dirhodum (rose-grain aphid), 1531 nucleotides long. RefSeq lists its product as uncharacterized. The record is from RefSeq and is a predicted model, not a curated record. The transcript has 3 exons. The coding region runs from base 655 to 990 and encodes 111 amino acids. NCBI's taxonomy places the organism in Eukaryota, Metazoa, Arthropoda, Insecta, Hemiptera, Aphididae.